GCCUAGCCCAGCGAAACAAAUGGCGCCGAGCUGACAAUCGUCGUGCACGCCAACGCUUGAACACAUCCGUUUUCUUCUUUUUGUAUUAGAGACGCGCGGCUUGAACGCAAUUAAAAGCCCGAGCCAUGCAAGACGACAGACCACUCUUCGCGCAGGGCGUCAUCUACGACUCCCCGCCUCACUCCCCGUCACACGGUCAGUUCGGCGGCAACGGCGGCGCCGCCAGCCCUUUAGCCAGCCCGCGAGGUCAUUUCGCGCCCAACCAGUCUCCCGGCGGGUACCCCCGAUCGCCGUACCCGCAAAGUCCCCGCUUCAGCACGCCCAUACACGGCAACUACCCGAGGCCUCCGAAGUUCCCCAGGGGUAACCGCGGAGGAUCGCCCAGGUCCCCCUGGCACUCGCCGGGUGCGCAGCAGUGGCACUCGCCCGGCGGCUACUCCGGACCCUACCAGCAGCAUAACCACUCUCAUCACAACAGACGGUCGUCGGGCUCCAGAGACUCGAGUUGGGUGUCGUCGCCGCGGUCGCAGUUCCAGUCGCCCCGCUUCGGAGGAGGCGUCGACAGCUACGUCAAGGACUCCAUGGUGGAGGACCCCUGGGCGGCUUUGGAGCUGCAAAGACCCGCCAAGGUCAGGGCAUCGCGAGACGCCAACCGCCCCUCGCCGACCGGCGACUCGGAGCGGCCCGCCGUUUCUGCAACGACGGACUUCGCGAGCUUAAAACCGGCGGAAUCCACUCAUCUAAGAGACUCGGAGUCGACGGAUUUGCAGCCGACAGACGGUGCUGCGUUAUCGCCGGCGAGCCUAGCGCUCUCGGACGACUCGAAACCGCUGUGAAAGGUGUAAGCCGCACGCAGUGGGGCGAGGGGGGGGCACCGCAUUGUUGAAGAGACCAACCCCAAUAAGCUCGAGGAGGCGUAAAUGUGCGAUGUGAACUGUAAAUAAAAGUAGGUUUUAUUUGCGA
Molecule: messenger RNA, 963 nt
Organism: Ixodes scapularis (black-legged tick)
Lineage: Eukaryota; Metazoa; Arthropoda; Arachnida; Ixodida; Ixodidae
Product: M-phase-specific PLK1-interacting protein
Exons: 2
Coding region: 126-836 (236 amino acids)
Source: RefSeq, a predicted model, not a curated record